GGGAGGCUGGAGAGGAGCGAGUGGGGGAAACCCGCGUAGUCGAGGCAGCUGCAGCGUGGGGAGAUGUGGGAUUAGAAAAGUGUAGCGGAUUACGUGUAUGGACAUUCCAGCAUUCAGAUCUUUUCUUCUGCUACUCCUUUGUGACCUGGGCAAGUGUCCCCUCUUUGAAACUCAGUGCCCUUAUCUAUUGUGGGAACAACAUGCCACUGAGAAGAGAGGAGGCUUCAUAAGAUCGUCAUCCCGGCUCGGGGUGGCCUGUGGAGCCCCCCACCGCCAUUCAGGUCCUGAGAUGUGGUGAACCCCCGCCUGUCUGCCACCAUUCCCCAGAAUGGACCGAGGGGGCCUCCUUCCCUUUCAGCUGUGGUGCCCCCGGCCCUUUGGCACCUACUCCCAGAACCAGCCGCGCCCGCCUUCCGCAGCCCUCAAGCCGUCGGCCUGUCCUGAGCCAGGCGGGGGGGCGGAGCCAGACCAUGGCCCUGCCCACUCAGAAAACACACCCCCAGCCUUGGCCACGGAGGCUCCUGCCUCCCAGCCUGCCCCGCUCCUUUCAGCAGCCGCUGCCGGCGAUGAGGGUCGAGUCCUGCUGGACACGUGGUAUGUUAUCAAGCCCGGGAAUACAAAGGAGAAGGUGGCCUUCUUUGUGGCCCACCAGUGCGGUGGAGGCAGCCGGGCCAGCUCCAUGAAGGUCAAGGGGCACUGGGGCAGUGACAGCUCCAAGGCCAAGCGGAGGAGGCGCUGUCUUGAGCCUACGAAGGCUCCUCCGGACCCAGGGGGACAAGACGGGCCCCCUGCUGCUGAGGGGGCCCCAGCCUCAGCCAGUGAGGAUGUGGACCUGCUCUCUGUGGCUGAGAUGGUGGCCCUGGUGGAACAGCGGGCCGCCCUGGCCCUGCAGAGCUACCCGCGUCCGAGCACCCCAGCGCCUGUGGUCUACGUGUCGGCCGAGCAGGGUGGGCCUGCCAAGGGGCUGGGGUCCGAACGGCGGUCUGGUGGCGGGGACUGCAGCCGUGUGGCGGAGGCCGUGGCCCACUUCGAGGCUCAGCGGGACAACCCUCCAGCCAAAGGCCUCCGCAAGGAGGAGCGGCCCGGGCCAGGCCCCGGGGAGGUGCGCAUCGCCUUCCGGAUCUCCAACGGCCGAGAGCCCCGUGCACCGGAUGGCAGCUUGCCCAACGGGAGUGGGGGCCGGCCGGGUUGUGUCUACCCUGGCAGCCCGGGUCCUGGGGCCCGGGCCAAGGACAAGAUCACCUGCGACCUGUACCAGCUCAUCAGCCCCUCUCGGGAUGCCCUCCCCAGCAAUGUGGAGUUUCUGCUGGCUAGGGCGGAUGAAGCCAGCGAGGGUGAGACCCCAGCCCCUGCCAGGCCCGAGGACACUCCCCCGGCUCCCCCUCCACCCCCUGCCCGGGACUGUGGCGCGUCAGGCUUCCAUGUGGAUGUGGUGGUGACGGGGGUGGUGGAUGAGUGCAUCUUCUUCGGCAAGGAUGGUACCAAAAACGUGAAGGAGGAGACGGUGUGCCUGACCGUCAGCCCCGAGGAGCCACCCCCGCCUGGCCAGCUCUUCUUCCUCCAGCCCCGGGGACCGGAUGGGCCCCCCGAGCCACCGCCAGCCGACUCACCCGCCACUGCACCCGGCCCGGACGAUGCUGAGGGGACGGUGGACACCUCCCUGUGCCGCCUGUACCGGCACGUGUCGCACGACUUCCUGGAAAUCCGCUUCAAGAUCCAGCGGUUGCUGGAGCCGCGACAGUACAUGCUGCUGCUGCCCGAGCACGUGCUGGUCAAGAUCUUCAGCUUCCUGCCCACGCGGGCCCUGGCGGCCCUCAAGUGCACCUGCCACCACUUCAAGGGCAUCAUUGAGGCGUUCGGCGUGCGGGCCACAGACUCGCGCUGGAGCCGCGACCCGCUCUACCGCGAUGACCCUUGCAAGCAGUGCCGCAAGAGAUACGAGAAGGGCGAUGUGUCGCUCUGCCGCUGGCACCCCAAGCCCUACCACCACGACCUGCCUUAUGGACGUUCCUACUGGAUGUGCUGCCGCCGAGCCGAUCGCGAGACGCCCGGCUGCCGCCUGGGUCUGCACGAUAACAACUGGGUGUUGCCCUGCAAUGGGCCAGGCGGUGGGGGCGGCCGGGCUGGCCGGGAGGAGGGGAGGUGAAGCCGGGGGAGGGGGGGGGAAGAGCCCACCAUGCCCACCCCCACCCCCUCCCCCUGGGAGCCGAGGGUCAGGACUGGGUCACCAGCCCAUACCCUCAGCCCAGGCAGCGUUGAUCUCCCUCCAGAACUGCGAUGGUGUUCAGGGGGAUGACCCAAGAAAGCACUCUGAUUGACCCCUACUGGUUUUCUACUCUUCAGACCCUCAAGUAGGGUGUUUUUUUAUCAGCAUCUCAAUUUCUUCUCCAUUCAGCCCCAGCGCCCUCCCUGCCACUCUUCAUACCCCAGGGACCUACAAGCAGGGAGCAGACGGCAGCUAAUUUUGGUACUACUUAAGGGUUCCCCCAUUCUGGCCCCCUUCCGUUCCCUCCCCCCAAUUCUUUCUCUCUGGAGCUGUUUUUUUUUUUUCCCAAGAGGCUGCAGCACCCAGGGUUGGUACCCUUCCUAACCUACUACACCAGGGUUCACCUCCUCUUUAGGAAUUGGGGCCAUCAGAUCACAGAUCACAUUUGGCAGUUUUCAUGGCCGCCUGCCAUUUCUAGACGUUUUCCCCAUUAAAACAAUAAAAAUCAGUUUUCUCCUUAA
Messenger RNA from Eubalaena glacialis (North Atlantic right whale), 2727 nucleotides. RefSeq names its product F-box protein 46 (gene FBXO46). The transcript has 3 exons. Bases 329 to 2146 code for a protein of 605 amino acids. Lineage: Eukaryota; Metazoa; Chordata; Mammalia; Artiodactyla; Balaenidae. The record is from RefSeq and is a predicted model, not a curated record. Gene Ontology annotation, molecular function: protein binding.